This is a messenger RNA of Amborella trichopoda, 1811 nucleotides long. Its product is annotated as NAD(P)-binding Rossmann-fold superfamily protein. NCBI's taxonomy places the organism in Eukaryota, Viridiplantae, Streptophyta, Magnoliopsida, Amborellales, Amborellaceae. The record is from RefSeq and is a predicted model, not a curated record.
ACUCACUGCUUUCUAAUUUGGUAUGUAAAUUCUCAAUUAAAUGGACGAAAAAUAAUCAUUAUCAUAACUUUUUUCAAUUAAUUGGGGAGACUCCUUUUCCCAUUUAAUUGUGUGAACAGAUAAAUUAAUGUAGGACGGAAAAGUGAUGGACUCUACUCAACCCUUGAACCGUGAGAAAUGGUUAAAUCCCAUUGCUCUAUUCACCUGUAUUUCCCUAGACAAAGAGUAAGGACGCACAUUUGUCAGCUGUAACCCUUGUAGAGCAAACGGGAAUUAGGUGCAGUGGGGAAAGUAGAAGGUGGGGCCAAUGGGGCACCUACCCACCAUUUAAUUCCAUUUGGAAAAGCAACAAGAGAGAGACAGGGAAGAGGGGUAUUUGGAGAGGAGGCUGCGAGGGAGGAUUUGGGAGAGAAGGAAAGCAACAUGUUCGGACUGUAAUCUGUUUUUGUGUAAGUUACUGGUAGAAAAGAUCUACUGUCUUUCCCUGACCUUUCAGUCCAGCUGAAUUAACAGGAGAAGAAGCAAAUGCCCCUCUCACAACUGGUGAAGGAGGAACCCCACUCCCUCUCGUCAGUCAUAUCCGACGGUGCUGGCGGAUCCGACAACAUCACCACACUCCGUUCCCUCUAAGCCAUCCAAUGCAAAGAAGAGGAAGAAGACUCUAGCCAUGACCGCAGCUCCUGCCCCCAAAGGCAUUGUUGCUGUGGUCGGCGUCGGUCCUCGUCUCGGCCGCUCCAUUGCUCGCAAGUUUGCUCAUGAAGGCUACACAGUCGCCAUACUCGCCAGAGACCUAGGCAAGUUGUCCAGGUUCGCAGAUGAGAUAGCAAGGGAGGAGAAGGGUCAGGUGUUUGCAAUAAGGAUCGACUGCUCUGACCCUAAGAGUGUGCGGGAGGCGUUCGAAGGGGUGCUGUCGCUUGGGUUCGUGGAGGUGCUGGUGUACAACGCCUGUGCCCCCCAUCCACCACAUGCACAGGGCAGCAACUUUCAGAAUGUGAGCCUCGAAUCCUUUGAGAAUGCGCUAGCGGUGUCGGCGGUUGGAGCCUUCCAAUGUGCCCAAUCUGUCAUCCCUGGGAUGGUGGAGAGGAGGCGUGGUACCAUCCUCUUCACCGGCUCUUCGGUCUCCCUUCGCGGCCUCCCCGGCCAUUGCGAGCUGAGUUGUGGUAAGUUUGCUCUGAGGGGCUUGUCCCAGUGUCUUGCCGACGAAUUCCAGCCGCAGGGUAUCCACGUUGCUCACAUAGUCAUCGAUGGUUCGGUUCGUCCCCCAGGGUACUCCGAAAGCUCAUCAUCAACCAGAGGAGCAGUAGCAGGAGCAGGAGCAGAGGCGGCCUCUGAGUCCGAGGGGUUAAUGGAUCCAGACGCACUGGCGCAGACGUACUGGCACAUCCACUUUCAGGAUAAAUCCGCCUGGACUCGGGAAAUUGACCUUCGAUCCUAUUCCUGCCACUGAGCCACCAAUAUUCCAUGCCUUCCCUUGGGGGGAAGAAACAGAAUAUCAAAGGUGAAAUGCAGCAAUUAUUUUUAGAUAUUCUGGGGACAUCAUGUCUUCGCAAAAGGGCAGAAAAAGAGAGGUCAAUUAUAUAUUUUUUAAAUUAUGAAAAAAGCGUCCAUUUAUGUGUGGGCGGCUAUGCUGUGUGUCUCUUUCUGGCAAUGCCAACGACGAAAGGUAUCCACGAAGCAAGCAAGAUCUCUCUUGGUCCACGUUGUGCUCUCGGCUUCCAUUAAUCGCUGUACCUCUUUAUCUCCCUCAUGUAAUCAUUAAUACACCUAAUUAUUGGAAGGCCCCACAUUACAUUCUGAUAGCGAAAUAUACC